Molecule: messenger RNA, 894 nt
Organism: Aureobasidium subglaciale EXF-2481
Lineage: Eukaryota; Fungi; Ascomycota; Dothideomycetes; Dothideales; Saccotheciaceae
Exons: 3
Coding region: 134-802 (222 amino acids)
Source: RefSeq, a predicted model, not a curated record
UAUAUCAUAUCCUUUUGCUCUGCACUGGCUUCGGAAUCUGCAAAAUACGUCACUGCAAGUCUUAUACCAAGGGAGCCUGCUGGAAAAAUAUGUGCGGCAAACCAUCUUCAAGGCAAAUGAGAUAUGGAGCUUUAUGCCUGAUGGUUUCAAUUUUCUGGGCUCGGGUGGGGUUUGGGGUUACGAUCAAGCUCAUUACCUCAGUCUGGGUGGGGUUUUGGGUAUUGAUGAGUCCCGAGGCUUUGAUCAAGUCACUGCAAGUCAGCAUAACAGAAGUGCUCUUAUCGAUGCAUUGAAAGAGUUUGAUGGAUUAAGCGCAGAUCUAGUGGCAGAGAUCCAUACCAUUGACAACAAGCUACCUGAUCACAAUCCGGAAAAGUCGACACAAGCCUACCUCGUUGCAUAUCUCGAUGACAUGCAAAAGCAACACGGCAAGAUCACUAGCAAACUCCAAGACUACCAAACAAGCAGCAAAAAAGCUCUCGACCUCGUCCACAAAUUCCGGCAAGCAGAAAAAAACACUUACGCCCUAAAACACCACGCCUCCGAUCUCAAACUCCUUCGCUCACAAUUGAGAAACACAGGUUCUGAAUUGGAGAAAUGGUUGAGAAAACAGGAUUCUGAUAUUGGCUUUGUGAUUCAAGAGGUGGAGGGUUUGUCGUGGAAGCAAGAAAUGAAAAGGGCGAGGUUGGGGAGUUGGAGGUUCAAGCCUAUGGUGGCUGGCGUGAAGAGGUUGAGGGGGUUGAUGGGGAUUGUGGGGGUCGUGUUGGAGUCGGUUGUUAGGGACAAUGGUGCAUUGGCGUAGUGUGCAAGAAGGUGGGUAGUGUGGCUGGUUGAAGUGGACUGAUAUACGAUGGAUGGAUAUGUAUAGGAGGGAUUUUGUACAUGUGUGAUAUU